ACAAAAGCACGAUACCCAAAAAUUAUAAACUCAGCUUCUUUUCUCUUCUCUUCUCUUCUUCUCUUUUUCCACGUUUCCGUAUCCACAGUAUCUACACCAUCUAAAGUUUUAUACACACAUUAAUUUCGAUCUAUUCUCUUUGUUUCUUGCAAAAAAAUCGUCGACUUGAUCUUUAACACAUUAAAUCAGACAAAGAUCUCUGCCUUUUUCUUCUUUGUAACUCAGUCUAAAUAUCAUCAAUGGAGAAGGAAGACUUGUACGCUGUUAUGGAUUUGAACAACGAAUGUACACAAGGAGAUCUCAGACUUUCUUACAAGAACCUUGUUCUGAAAUGGCAUCCAGAUCGGUUUCAUGAAGAAAUUGAGAAAGACGAAGCCAAUAUGAAAUUCCAAGCAAUUCAACGAGCCUAUUCUGUUUUGUCGGAUUCGAACAAGAGGCUGUUGUAUGACGUCGGAGCGUAUGAUAGUGAUGACGACGAAACUGGAAUGGCUGAUUUCAUAAAUGAGAUGGUGACACUAAUGGCUCAAACUCAAUCCACGGGGGACGAAACUUUAGAAGAAUUUGAAGAGUUAUUUGACGAAUUGUUGAAGGAUGAUGUGUAUCAAUUCAAAACUCGUUCAUCUUCGUCUUUAAAUGGCACUUCUUCUACUUCGGCCCAUGGAGACGAUUCAUCAAAUGAUAUUCCGAAUAAACGUUGAAAACUAUCGCUGUAUGUUAUAAGUUCUAAUGAGGUAGGUGGUCCAUCGACGAGAUUCCGGGUUGGCAAUAGAAGAUCUAAGAAGUAGAGCAUACACGUUUACAUUUGGGAACUUCUUCAUAUAAAUUAUUUAUUUUUCGUUGUGGUGCUAGAAUAUGUGGUAUGUAAAUUUUUUUGUAUACAAUGUCUUCAAACUUUUAGGUCGUUCGAAAUCUCAAUUUAAUGUUCGAGAAAUCAAUGGUGGACUAGUUGUUAAAUGAUUCAGUUUGGAAGUAGAGACCAAAAUAAUAUUUUCUAUUUC
Messenger RNA from Eutrema salsugineum, 998 nucleotides. RefSeq names its product chaperone protein DnaJ. The record is from RefSeq and is a predicted model, not a curated record. The transcript has 6 exons. Lineage: Eukaryota; Viridiplantae; Streptophyta; Magnoliopsida; Brassicales; Brassicaceae. The coding region runs from base 240 to 698 and encodes 152 amino acids.